This is a messenger RNA of Bradysia coprophila, 1091 nucleotides long. RefSeq names its product Adenylate kinase 1 (gene Ak1). NCBI's taxonomy places the organism in Eukaryota, Metazoa, Arthropoda, Insecta, Diptera, Sciaridae. Gene Ontology annotation, molecular function: nucleobase-containing compound kinase activity; ATP binding. The record is from RefSeq and is a predicted model, not a curated record. Gene Ontology annotation, biological process: nucleobase-containing compound metabolic process.
AAAAAUUGUGAACAGUUUUCAAGCGUUUAUGUAGUUGGUUGUGCUUGUAAGAGUAUAUUAAACUGGUAAUAGUACCGAACCCGAAUCAAAAUUUUUAAUAUUUUUAUUUUACAUAACUUGAAAACUGUGUGCUACGUAUCAGUCGUUGAUUAGAAUUUUCAGUUAACAGAAUUGAGCCAUCGAGAAUUUUUCAUUGUGAAAAUUUUAGUUAGGUCAUAUCGUAUUGAUUAAUUCAUCUUCUAAAUUCACUGUCCGUCGAACAGUUCUCAUCAUCAUGUUAUUUAUGUGUCAUCAAAUGGCCAUGGACCAAGAGGCUGCACAAAAGCGUAAGAAAGUAGAAAAACGCCAGCAAGUUUAUUUACAGCGAGUUGUUUCCCAAAGUACAGUUCCGAUCAUUUGGGUAUUGGGAGGUCCAGGAAGUGGAAAAGGAACGCAAUGUGCCAAGAUUGUUGAAAAAUAUGGAUUUUCUCACUUUAGCACUGGCGAUUUGUUGAGAGAUGAGGUUGCUUCUGGAUCCGACAAAGGAAAAGAGCUUCAGGAGAUCAUGAAAAAAGGAGAACUCGUCUCAAACGCCCAAGUUCUGUCGCUGUUGGAAACUGCAAUGAAGAAAGUGACAAACAGUAAGGGAUUUCUGAUUGACGGUUAUCCACGUCAAAAAGAUCAAGGAGCCGCUUUCGAAGAGGCCAUUGCACCAGUCGAUUUGAUCUUAUAUUUUGAAUGCAGGGAUGAAACUAUGGUAGCUCGUAUACUUCAUAGAGCAUCGCAAUCAGCCGAAGUUCGUGCCGACGACAACGAGGACACGAUAAAGACACGAAUUGCUACUUUCUCGAAAAACACGAAUGAAAUUUUGGUUCUCUAUCCACAACAAACACGAAGGAUUGAUGCUGAACGAGGUGUUGAUGAUAUUUUCGGCGAUGUUCAGAACUUUAUUGAUGCGACACUAGCAAUCAAGGUGGCCAGUUAAAAAUUUCUUAAAAAAAUCCUUUUCAACUCAAACAAAUUUACUUGCAAUAAUCGGUAACUAAAGCUAUAAUUAUUGUUAAAGUUUAAAUUGAAAAUUUAUUUUUGGUUAUUAAAUGUUUUAAGUAACU